AACACGCACUUUUAUGGUGUAAUUAUUGAAGAAUUAACUAAAGGGCAUCAAAAAGUUAAAGUAAAACUAGAAAAAAUCAAAAAUACUGUUGUAGAGAUUCUUGCAAGUAAUUUAAGAUAUGAAAAACAAGUUCCUUCAAAUCAAACAACACCUGCAAAUAUAGAUCAUAAAAUGGAUAUAGCUCAUAAGGAUCUUUCUGAUGAUAAUGAAAGCAGUUCAGAGGAAGAAGAUAGUAAUGCAGAUA
Molecule: messenger RNA, 244 nt
Organism: Racocetra fulgida
Lineage: Eukaryota; Fungi; Glomeromycota; Glomeromycetes; Diversisporales; Gigasporaceae
Source: the annotation of a GenBank genome assembly